Molecule: messenger RNA, 3267 nt
Organism: Lutra lutra (Eurasian river otter)
Lineage: Eukaryota; Metazoa; Chordata; Mammalia; Carnivora; Mustelidae
Gene: KCTD11
Product: potassium channel tetramerization domain containing 11
Exons: 1
Coding region: 1330-2028 (232 amino acids)
Biological process (GO): positive regulation of neuron differentiation; protein homooligomerization
Source: RefSeq, a predicted model, not a curated record
GGCCUGGCCCCGGGCGGGUCUGGGGCGGGGCUCCCGGCCUCGGGCGACGUGGCCAGAUGCGUCCGGCCGGGGAGAGGCCGCCCGCGUGGGCUGGGGGACCGGCCUCCCGGAGGGGGCAGCUGGCGUCCGGCCGGGACGGAGAGGUGGGGUGUGGCCACCCCGGCCGGCAGGCAUCCCUGGAAUGCGGCGGCUCAGCACCCGCCCCCUCGGGAAUUCCCGACGAGAGCGACCGGGCGGACACCGCCCCCAAACCCGGAACCGCUUCUCGUGCCACGCGCUGGGCCGCAGACGUGAGGUCGGGCACACCUGGGGGCCCGCGAGGCGGUCGCGGCCACAUCCGGAGCGACGCGCCUGAGUCACCCUGGGGACCCCACCCCCGCCCGCGUGCGCCUGUCUUGCCCGUCCGCCCCGUCUCUCCGGUUCCCGACUCUCGGCUCCCACCUCCACCCGAGCGGCGCGCGAGCCCCGCGGGGGCGGGGGGCGGGGCGCCAGGGAGGCGGGGCUGUCUCUUAAAGGGCCCCGGCCGCUGCCCCUAGGCCACUUCCUGGGGGCGGAGAGGACUGCGGCGGCUGCGGCGACACCCGGGGAGGCUUCGGCGCCCGGGUCCCGAGACUCCCCGCUGCUCCCAUCAGAGUCUUCCGGUGGUCCCGGCUCGCGCUGAGCGCGCAUCCCCGCCCCCCAGCCGCUAGGGAGGCACCUCCGCGGCCGCUCCGGUCAGCCCCGCCUCUGCCUCCCGAGACCCGCAGCGGAGCCGGGCCAGGCCAGGCCUGCGACGGGCUCCUGGGGCCCUGCGUGCACUCGCCCGCGGAGACGACGAUCUGCCCGAGAACUCGGAAGGUGGGUCCUUCCGAGGGUCGGCCUGUGCUCGCCACCGUCACCUGCUGGUUGGAUUCCGGAAACUCGCUGUCUGAAGCCCUCAGAGCCCAGCUGCUGACCCUCCGCCCAGAAUCGAAUGCGUCUGGAACGAAGUCCUGUCUCCCCUCUCUGGCUUCCGCGCUUUUCAAGCGUUCUCGCAAGCUUUCGGCCGUGUCUGUGCCCGGAAACCGUCUCCCCCACUACCAAGGUAGCUGGGGUGAACCCCAGAUCUUACUGCCUUGUGCUCCAACCUGUGCAUCCAACCCUGAGACAGUCUGAACUUUAUGACCCAGUUCUGCCCACACCCAGGGAGUUCCGCCUUUUCUUCUCUUUUGGUGUCUCCUGUACUCCCCCAAAAUUUCGCCGCCGCCUGUGCCCUCUUCGCCCCCCUCUUUUGGGGGCCCUGUGACCCUGAAUGUGGGGGGCACACUCUAUUCCACCACUUUGGAGACCCUGACUCGCUUCCCAGACUCCAUGCUGGGGGCCAUGUUUAGGGCGGGCACCCCCAUACCCCCCAACCUCAACCCCCAGGGAGGCGGCCACUACUUCAUCGACAGAGAUGGCAAGGCCUUCCGGCACAUCCUCAAUUUUCUGAGGCUGGGCCGCCUGGACCUGCCCCGCGGUUAUGGGGAGACAGCCCUUCUCAGGGCAGAGGCCGACUUCUACCAGAUCCAGCCCCUCCUGGAUGCCCUGCGGGAACUGGAGGCCUCUCGGGGGACCCCUGUACCCACAGCCGCCCUGCUCCACGCAGAUGUAGAUGCCAGCCCGCGCCUGGUGCAUUUCUCCGCGCGCCGGGGUCCGCACCACUACGAGCUGAGCUCCGCACAGGUGGAUACCUUCCGAGCCAACAUCUUCUGCACGGACUCCGAGUGCCUGGGGGCCAUGCGGGCCCGAUUUGGGGUGGCCAGUGAGGGCAGGGCAGAGGGAGGCCCACACUUUCAUCUGGAGUGGGCUCCCUGUCCCGCAGAACUCCCCGAGGCUGAGUAUAGGAGACUGGGUCUGCAACCUCUGUGGACUGGGGGGCCCGGAGAGCUACGGGAGGUGGUGGGCGCACCCGGCUUCCUGGAGGAGGUGCUGCGGGUGGCUCUGGAGCACGGUUUCCGUCUGGACUCCGUCUUCCCUGACCCUGAAGACCUGCUCAACUCGCGAUCUCUGCGCUUUGUGCGGCACUGAGCCUGCCGCCCUCCCGUCUGGCCGGGGUGGGGGAGAGGGUGGACAGCAAAGGGAACGAAGGCCCCCCUGAAGCCUCUUAGCUCUGCCUCUGGAGCCGUGAGAGUCAGGGCUCCCGCUGCACCUGACUGGAGCCCAGGCGUGGGCAGCAGCUCCCAAGUCUGAGUGCGCUGAGGGCUCACAGCCGCGGGAAGGGUCUGGACUGGUGCUCAUUCUGGGAUGGGUGGGGAAGGUUCUCAAGUUUGUUCCUGCCAGAGACUGGCGGCCUCUAGUGUCUCCUUGGUGGAGCUCAGUAUUCAAGGUUCUAGAAAAGUCGGGACACCUCUCUGCCCAGGCUCAGCCUAGCGGGACCCUGGAGGGACACUGGAGUGUGGGAGAAGGACUUCGGAUAGGUGUGAUGUGGUCUCCUGGACCGUGGAUUCUCCUGCUGCUGAAUGGGCCUGCUCUGGCCUGACCAAAGAGAGGCCAGAACACUCUAGAAUAUAGGAAGCGGAUUCUUUGCCGUGUCUCAGGUCUAAGGGAGACAGGCUACACCCUACCCUAGGUUGGCAUAGGGAACUGGGGAGAAUGCCCAUACUCUAGACACCCAAGUGUUUUCCAGGGCCCCAUAUUGCUGGAGCCGGCCACAGGGACGAGGGCGGCAUCUGCUCAGGUCCUGGGCUUGCUUCGUUCACGUGCUCACGUGUGCCAGCCAGUGUAUCUGAUCGACGUGUGGGUCUCUGCCGUCCUGGCUCCUGUCUGCGUUGCUGGAGACAGUAUCCGUGGGCUCUGCAUGCCCAGGCCGGUUUGGGGUUGCCCGGUGACUCUCUUGAGUAAAUUGAGAGUGAGGAGUUUCAUCAGAGGGGGGUGGGGGCUGUGCACAUGCAUGUGUGCUCACAUCACCACGUAGGCAGGACCGACCGGCGGAGGUCUGAGCCACUAGGAUCUUCCCGGUGGAAGGUAAGAGAAGUCCCUGGGCCCAACCAGGCCUAGGAGGCCCAUACAGAACUCUCCGUUGCUAAGGCAACUAUGGGCACGUUGCUAGGAGAUGGCUGGGAAGGCCCAGGCUGCCCAGGGCAGAGGGGAGAUGAACAGAAGAGGUGGGAGAGUGGGGGGAGGACAGGGGAAGGGGUGGGAUUUCUGGUUCCCCCACGAAUGGGAGACUCAUGCACAGCUUCUUCACUGGGGGAAGCACUCGCUCAUUAUUUAUCGCUGGUCAUGAUUUACAAGAAGAAAAAUAAAAUUGCUUUGUGGAACCUCAAA